AGAUUCCAGUCAAAGAGGCAGUUAGGCCUCGACGUGAGCUUUGACGGUGACCUAUCUCCUCCUUUUCCUCUCUCUCUCUCUUUCUCUCAACUCCGGGUUUACAGUGCAAGAGACGAGAUUGGAAUCUGGGAGAUUUUAUUAGUAUGAGCAACAAAGAUGAGGCUCUACGAGCCAAAGAGUUAGCAGAAGAUUGGAUGAGCAAGUCAGAUUUCACAACUGCUCGUAGAAUUGCUUUAAAGGCUCAGAAAAUGGAUGCAAGUCUGGAGAAUGUUGUUGCUCGCAUGAUUAUGGUGUGUGAUGUGCAUUGUGCAGCAUUGGAGAAAUCUGGGGAUGAGACUGAUUGGUACAAGAUUCUCCAAGUAGAGCAAAAUGCAGAUGAAAAUAUCAUUAAGAAACAGUAUAGGAAGCUUGCCCUUCAUCUUCAUCCGGACAAAAACAAACUCCCUGGUGCUGAAUCUGCUUUCAAAACCAUUGGUGAAGCUCAGAGGAUUCUUUUGGACAAAGAUAAAAGGAGGUUUCAUGACAUGAGACGGAAACCCGUUUUUAGGCGGCCUGCACCAGCACCAGCACCAGCAACGUCAUUUCAACCCCAACAAGCCCCGACCACGCCUUUUUUCACUCAGCGUGUUUUCCAGACAAACGUUAAUGCGGAAAGGAAGAGACCUGAAAACCAGAAGAAACCUCAAGUUCAACCAACUGUGUUUGGUGGUGACUCCAGGUUUUGUACCUCAUGCCCUUUUUGUCACAAGAAGUAUGAAUAUCAAAGGGGAUUAAUCAACACACGAAUGAAUUGUAUGAGAUGCGGUAAGCAAUACAUUGCUAUUGAAGAAAACUUUGAGGGUCCACCAGUUCAGGCGACUUUCCCCUUCUUCCAACAGAGCAAGGUUCCAACACAAGAGGCAGGCAAGGCAGUGGAGAAGCAGCCGCAAAGUUCUUCUAAAAGUUCUUUAAGUAAAGAGGGUUCUAGAGCCAAAAGCUCUGGUGUUUCGGCUGAGAACAUCAAUGGAAAGAGAAAGAGGAAGAAGGUAGUUGAAUCCAGUGACAGCUCUUGCAGCGAGAGCAGUAUUGAGUGCAAAGAAGUUCCAGCUGGUGGACAAGAUUCUGGGUCCAGCGGUGCACAGCAUUCUCGGAGGUCAGUCCGUAGCAAGCAGCAGGUUUCAUAUAAAGAGAAUAAGAGCGAUGAUGACAAUAAAGAAGAGGAUGCAGAAAGUGCUGAGGAGUCUGAUUUUAGAAAGAAGUCACAUGAGGAUCAACUGUUUGCAGAAACCUUGCCAAAUGGUAUAAACAGGACGAAGAAGAUAAAAGGAGACCAAGUGGGAAGCUCUCGGGAUUCUGGUGCCUGUAAUGCAGCAAAGGAUUCAAGUUCAGGGAGUGCAUCAGAUGCCGAAAUUGAGUGUACUGAUCCUGAUUUCAGUAACUUUGAGAAGUCGAGGGAAGUGACGUGUUUCAAAGCUGGUCAGACAUGGGCAAUGUAUGAUGACAUGGGUCGAAUGCCUCGAUACUAUGCCCUCAUCAGAAAAGUCAUAAGGAAACCUAGUUUCAUGCUCAAAAUACAAUGGCUAGAGGCUAGACCAGAUGAUGAGAAAGCAAUACAGUGGGUUCGUAAAAAAUUGCCCAUCUCUAUUGGUAAGUUCAAACUUGGUGGAAAUUUGAACAUAGAGAAAACUCCAUGUUUCUCUCAUCUGAUCUACUCUAGAGUAGGAAGCAUGAAGGAUACUGUCAGAGUAUACCCAAGAAUAGGAGAAACAUGGGCUCUCUUCAAGAACUGGGACAUCAAUUGGUCCUCUGGUCGUCGGCGUUCUUCCCAUGAGCAUGAGUAUGAGUAUGAGUUUGUUGAGAUCCUGUCAGAAUAUGUUGAAGGGGUUGCAAUAGAGGUUGCGUUCUUGCGUAAACUAAAAGGCUUUGCAAGUGUAUUUUGUCGAAUUGCACCAGGUGGUGGAUUAGACACAAUUCAGAUUCCGCCUCAUGAGUUGCUUAGAUUCUCCCAUAGCAUCCCCUCAACCAAAUUGACAGGAGAAGAAGGAAAUGGCGUUCCCAUUGGUUCAUAUGAGCUCGAUACAGCUGCAUUACCACAUAAAAUUGAAGAAGAAGAAGCCGUUCCUGUAUUACGAGAAGCUGCCAAGUUGAACCAAGUCCAUCAUCACUCUCCACCUUCAUCGGAGCCAGACUGUAUCGUCAUUCCUAAUUUCCAGUUUAACAACUUCAGUGCUGAAAGAUUAGAGGGAAAGUUUGCACCUGGUCAGAUAUGGUCAUUGAACAGCAAAGAGGAUGGCUUGCCCAAGUGUUACGCUAAGAUUCAGCAGAUAGUAUGGAGGCCGGUAUUCAAAUUGCAGAUAAACCGGCUAGAGCCUAAAUCAUUUCUUGAGAACAUUAUACAGUGGCAUGACAAAAGAAUGCCAGUCAGUUGUGGAAAUUUCACUUUGAAGGAAAGCCGGGACGAGACACUCACUAACGUGACUGAUUUUUCACAUCAGAUUAAGGCAGAAAAUCAUUUCAGGAAAAACGAGUACAUUGUCGUCCCAAAGACCGGUGAAAUUUGGGCAAUGUACAAGAACUGGAGUGAAACAAUCAAGGCCGCAAGCUUGAAGAAGUGUGAAUAUGAGGUUGUUGAAGUUCUUGAUGACAAUGACAGCCACAUAGAGGUUAUGCUGUUGGAACGGGUGGAUGGGUUUAUUUCGGUAUUCAAGGAAAAAGUGGAAGGAGGUAUCGAUGUCAAGAAGAAGAUCCCAAGGUGUGAAUUGUUGAGAUUCUCACAUUAUGUUCCUGCAUUCCGCUUAACUGGAGAGAGAGAUGGAGCUCUUAGAGGCUAUGUUGAGCUCGAUCCAAGUGCGUUGCCCCGUAACUUGCGCAGAUCUUAGACUAAUUCUUGUAGGGAGGUUUGUUUCUUUGUUAGUACUAGUAGUAAUGGCUUUUACAUUUUCUCGAAAUGUGUAGUUUUCAGUUCUAGAUUCAGACGUUAACUUCCAUCAAAAUAUGUGUUGGUGAAAAAACCUUUUCGCUUAUAUGUGCCUCUUGCUCUGUCUUAA
Molecule: messenger RNA, 3026 nt
Organism: Arabidopsis lyrata subsp. lyrata
Lineage: Eukaryota; Viridiplantae; Streptophyta; Magnoliopsida; Brassicales; Brassicaceae
Exons: 2
Coding region: 144-2858 (904 amino acids)
Source: RefSeq, a predicted model, not a curated record